GGGCGGAGGGAGGGGGGGGGCGACUCCUUUUUCCCCCUCAGCGCCCGUGAGGCGGGUCCGGGGCGUGAGGGCGGCGCUGCUGUUGCCGCCGCCGCCGCCGCUGCUGCUGGUUGGGAAGCGGGGGCGUCCGCCGCCGGGCUUUUGGGCUCGGCUUCCCUCACAGAGGGGGCCCUUCGGCUGAGGGAAUGUGAGGCGAGGAAGCGGCUGCUGAAGAAAAUAUAUAAAAUUAAAAAAAAAAAAAGGGUGGUGGGGGGGGCGCGGCGGUCGCCUCAGGCUUCUCCAGUGCGGGGACGGGCGGUGCGGCGGUCCCCUCAGGGGAGGAAAGAACGGGCGGCGGCGCCUCCUCGUCGUCCUCCUCGGUCGUUUCCUCGCCUCUCUUCCCGCCAUGAAGAAGUUUUCUCGGAUGCCCAAGUCUGACGGCACCGGCGGCAGCCCCGGAGGCAUCGGCGGUGCACCGGCGGCUGGAGGCGGCGUCGGUAUCGGUAUCGGAGGCGGCGGCUCGGGCUCCCUGUCGGUGGGCAGCAGCAGGGUCUUCGCCGUGGGGCGCUUCCAGGUCACGGUGGAGGAGGUGCUGGCCGAAGGAAAAACCUCUGUGAGGUGGGUUGGGCUGAGAGAGAGAGAGAGAAUGAGUGAAUGGCCCAAAGUCAUCAUUAAGCCUGUUGAUCAAAUAAAUAUAAAAGCUUGUUUUCUUUUUGUUUGACAUGGUCAGAGGCCGUCAAGGUCCACUUUAAUGGUUUACAUUCAUCAUGUGAACCUCUGUACAUAGGGGUUAAGGGUAUUGUAAAUCCAUUGGUAAUCAGCUCAAAAUUCUGGGCGCAUAACUAUUAUUGUUCAGGGUGGUUAUAACUUAUAAAUGACUUAUAGGGUCUGUUUCUCCCAGAAUGGUGUAUAGAGAUGCAGAUACAAGAUAACAAAUUAAGCACUGGUGAUAGGUAUGUGAAAAUAUAGCUAAGCAAAAUGACUGAAUUUUAUGAGCUGUCUGCAUUCUAAAGUUAAGAAAUUCAUUUUCAUGAUUCAUCUAAAGGCUGCUCAUCAAGAUAGUCAAACACUGAAUAACAGCAGAAAGAUUAUAUACUUAUGGGCCUAUCACUUGCAGAAAGGUCCUUGUCAUAUUUGUAUAUAUAAAUAAUUUUAUUUAGAGGGCACUUGACCAAUGUCACUGUCUAUACAGAUCUAUACAGGGAUGCUGGUAACAUAAGAAUAAGCCAUUUGUUAACAACACUAUGAACUUGGCCUGAAAGCAGGUUUGUAACUAAUACAAUUAGUUCAGAAGAAGUGUUACAUGUUCAGAUUUCCCAGCCUCCGGAUGGUCACAUGCUGCACCAAUUUAAAUUUCCAAGCAUUCUUCAAAGGCAAAUGUACAUGAAGUACAUUAUAAUUGUUUUGUUUGGCUGCAAAUGAUUCCUACUGUUGAACUUUUGCAUGUUUAAAAUAAAACUGUGUUUGGGGGAAGGGAGAUUCCUGCUGCGGGAAGGGGAAUUUUUGCUGUAGGUUAAAGUGGUAUUCAAAACAAAUUUAGUAUUUUUAAGGAAACAGCAUGACUUUAUAUAGUGUAGUAGUUGAAUGCAAAGGAGAAAUAUUUUCCACAUUUAUGAGUUUCACUAAUGACUGUUUUCUACUCUUAUUUGUAAUUAAAAUAAAAGGAUUUGUCCUGAAAGAAUGGUUUGCUUUUCCUAUAAAUAAAAACAUGAGAGAUUGCUUCUA
Molecule: messenger RNA, 1704 nt
Organism: Pantherophis guttatus
Lineage: Eukaryota; Metazoa; Chordata; Lepidosauria; Squamata; Colubridae
Source: RefSeq, a predicted model, not a curated record